Messenger RNA from Phlebotomus argentipes, 1783 nucleotides. RefSeq lists its product as uncharacterized. NCBI's taxonomy places the organism in Eukaryota, Metazoa, Arthropoda, Insecta, Diptera, Psychodidae. Bases 262 to 1524 code for a protein of 420 amino acids. The transcript is spliced from 3 exons. The record is from RefSeq and is a predicted model, not a curated record.
UCUGUGAGAUUUUUGCUGUGAACUCACUCCUAGUGCAGCCCCGACGUUCUGGCCCUCUUUUUGUUGUUCACACAAGUCUUGGAGUGGUGGAGCCAAAUCCGCAGUUUCAUUGAGUGAAGUCGAAACCCCCAGAAAGUGGUGCACAUAACAAUUAUUGGACAUAGAGUGCAGUGUUGAGUUGACUUUGCGGGCAUCAGUGAAUUGAAGGCUUCCCGUCCUCGGAUUACAAUCAGGCCUGAUUAGAGAUAUUAAAUCGAAGUCAUGAAUCGCAUCACUGUCGGAUUCGGUGUGCUGGUGACAAUGCUCCUCCUCACAGAGGCCUAUCCAAUAUUUGGGACGAAGCGCUACCAUCGCGCCAGCAGUAUUCCACUGCAGCUCAGUCCCAUUCCCAUCUACACAGCUGUGCCCCAGUAUUACGACUACAGUCCCUACGAGGCGCAGUACCAGGCCUUCGGACUCCCCAUCUACCAUGGAGAGUACAAGCCUACGCAGUACUACUACGCCCAGGGUCCGAGCUACAGCUACUACGACGACCGCGGCGACGACACACCCAAUCCCAUGGACCAUCUGCACGAGGAAAUGCUCCAGGAGGAGGAGCGAGACCGCUUCCACGAGAACAGCCUGCCCAUCGGCCAGGAGACAUGGUAUGCCGAACCAGCUGGCCGACAAGACUCCCUUGCGAAUGCCAAUGCGGCCUUCCUCAGGAACCUGAUCGCCUACAAUCGCCAGAUAAAUGCAGCGGCAGAUCAACCAGAGGAGGGCGAAUUUGAGGAGUACAGCGAAUUCAGCGAUGGCGGUGGAUAUUUCGAUUCUCCACAGAUGGAAACGUACAAUUACAAUCCCUACGAAGCCUCACAGAGGCAGAAUGCGCGAGAAGAUGAGGAUGACGACGUGCAGGAGCUGAAGCAUCUGGCUUACGAAAAGGAACACAGUAAUCCUCAGACGACCAUCCACAAGUCUGCUCCUAAACACCAGCCAGCUGUUCAAGACACUUGGAAUCGUGGAAAUGACGCAUCAUUCCAUCAGUACGAGCCCGAUCCUGAGUACGACGAUGAAUGGAUAAAUUGGGACAGCAAGAGAAGCGUUCAGGAUGGUUCUAUCCUUGCGUUCAGCGACAGGAAACCCUCAAAUCUGGUGCCCAAGCACAAGGAGGAAGCUUCAACGGUGACACCAGCUGUUACGGUGAAAGCCAAGGAAGUCAAGGGAAAUGGCCAGAAGGAAGUGGUUCUACCGCGACCAGCAACUCCGGUCCACCAGCCAUUCACUGCGUCCGCCAUGAAGUUCCUGCAGCAGCAAGGAGAUGUGGCGGCCAAGGAGGAGCCGAAGGAUGCUGAGAAGCGCACCACUGGCAAAGGGAAGCAGUCGGUGUACGACACCAUCAAGCAUCUAAUCGCCAUGGAGCACAGUCUAGAAGAGAAUGCCCAGAAGGAGCAGCAACAGCUGAAUCGGUUGAAAAAGCGAUUUGUCACAAAUGAAGAAGGCCUCGUGCAACAGUUGGAUGGCCUAAAGAGAAUGGCAUCGUAAGGAAAUCAACCCCGAAGUACCCUCACCGACAGGUAACAGCCAUAUAUUUCCAUCUGCACAACCUAUCCUUAGUAUUAACUCAGAAAGCAGAUCACAACCCACAAAGAACGGAGAUCUUGUUUCCAAACCCUCUCUAGAUGACCAUCUAACAAUUUGUUCAACAUAUAGAGCAGAUCUUUUGACUUAAGACUGAUUAUUUUUAACAAAAAAAAAUAAAAAAAGAAACGAUGAGAAAAUUAAACAACUAAAAAGAAUUUAA